GCUCCGGGAGCCUCGGGAACCUCGAGCAAGCUGCGAGGCGAGGCAGUCAGUCGCUCUCAGCUACGACAUGCAUAACGCAUGAGAGAGCCCGAGCGAGAUCUUUUCCGAGUCCGUACCGUGCUCGUCGUCGUCGCCGUCGUCGUCGCUGCCGCUGCUCUCUCUCUCUCUCUCCCUCUCGUUCGCUAGUUCGCUCGCGCGUACACAUACUCGCGCGAGGAAAACACAGUAGCGCGCGAGCGCUCUUAGUACAGCGACAGGAACGGCGGGCCGAGGCUUUUACUCUCUUACCGUGAUCGUGCUCGUUCGCCUCGGCACUCGUCCUCGUGAAUCAACGGGCCGCUGCUAUCGCGUUCGCCGGACGAGAAUCCGCGAGUGUCUUCGCGCCGCGCACCCUUCGCGGACGUGCCAGUCCUCGGGUAGUCACCCCCGACGUCGCCGAUUGUGAUGAUACGCACCGCGAUGCACAGUGAUCGCGAGUGAUACCUGCACCGUCUCAUCAGCACGCGAAUUCUCAGUUAGGAUUUCGGGUCGAGCUACACCGGUGUGCCUUGUGCAGUUCGAACGGAACAACGGAGACGAAAAUCUUGGACGGAGGUAGUGGUGAUAACGUACGUCUCCGUGGGGAUCCUCCCCGGAGGAGGAAAUGAGCUUACGCAGGUUUUCGAUACAACGUACGAGUUGGUUAAGCUAUGAACGAGUCUUUCGCGCGUCAAACAAUGUCAUCUAUUUGGAAUUUGGUGUAUAGCCGCGAACGAUGGACUGUGCGCUAGCUUACAAGUGUGGUCGAUGGUAAUCGACUCGACUGCGGUAGGACCGGACAGUGUUUGUAACGAGGACCGAAAGGAACGCAAGUGAUUCUGUUCCAGCCUGUUGUGAUCAUCGAAUAUCGGCCGAGAAACUUGUAAGAUAACGAGGUGGAACGGGUGGUCUCGAGGAUAUACUCGAGUGAACGUCGGAAGAACAUCAGUGAGAAUAAGAGGAAGAGAAAGAGGAAUAAGGUAGGAAAUCCGGGGCAAAGAGAGAACGAGGCCGGGAGAGGAGUCACGAAGAGAAGAAGGAGGCAGUAAGGGUGCCCGAACGGGCAGCCCUGAAGGAUUCAGAAACGGAAAAGAGGGUUUCGCGACACCUCUGCACGAGGGGAAGUAGAUGGCCGCUACCACGUACAUGCCGAUUAGUAGCGCAGUGUCGUCCGACCUGGAUGGUGGUUCGGGUACCGCGAUCGGGAUGAACAUCGCCGUGGGUGGCUACUCCUCGGGCUCGCCCCGCAGCGCCGCCGACGCCGGGGAGAUGAAAUACAUGCCGGCGCCGCAUCAUCACCAACACCAUCAUCACCAUCAUCAAGUGACGUCGUCUCCGUCGCCUAAUGGGUUGUCACAUCCGACGGCGAACCUCUCGUCGGCGAACCCCUGGGUGAGCCUGCAACCGAGCGGUGAUCACUGGGUGACUUCGAUGGGCAUGCACCAUACGAGUCAUCAUCCUCACCAUCAUCCGCACCAAACGAAUGCCGGGCUUGACGUGAAGCCGCUGGCGGCUGCGGCCGCGACCGCCGCCGCUGCAGCCGCGGCCGCGAACGAACAGUCGAUGCACCAGCAUCGCGGCGGGCCUCACCAAUCGCCCGGGAUGGGAUCCCCGCAUUCCUGGCACGCGCCGGUGGUACCGUCGGCACACUACAAUCCGAGCGGCGGCGCGGCCUCGCCGACGACCCUACAGCAGUACCAUGCGGCGAUGAACGGCAUGCUGCACCCGCAUCCCCAUCAACACCAUCCCCAGCUGCAUAAUCAUCAGACCGGGUUGCAUCCAAACCUAAGGGACCCGGGCUCGCCGGUUGGCCAUUCGCUGCACCCUGGCCACGCGCACGACCGAGAUCAGAGCGCCGGCGAGGAGGACACUCCGACGUCGGACGACCUCGAGGCGUUCGCGAGACAGUUCAAACAACGGCGCAUCAAGCUGGGCUUCACCCAGGCGGACGUCGGUCUCGCGCUCGGUACUCUCUACGGCAACGUCUUCUCGCAGACGACGAUAUGCAGGUUCGAGGCUCUACAGCUGAGCUUCAAGAACAUGUGCAAGCUGAAGCCGCUGCUGCAGAAGUGGCUUGAGGAGGCGGAUUCGACGACCGGAUCGCCGACGAGCAUCGACAAGAUCGCCGCUCAGGGCAGGAAGCGGAAGAAACGCACCUCGAUCGAGGUGUCGGUUAAAGGAGCGCUCGAGCAACAUUUUCACAAGCAACCGAAACCGUCCGCGCAGGAGAUCACCACGCUCGCGGAUAGCUUGCAGCUCGAGAAGGAGGUGGUCAGGGUGUGGUUCUGCAACCGACGACAAAAGGAGAAGAGGAUGACGCCGCCGAACACGCUCGGCGACAGCAUGAUGGAGGGCGUGCCGCCCGGACACCAAGGCCAGCCUGGCCUCCAUCAGAGUUACCAUCCGCAGGAUCACCUCCACGGAUCGCCGAUGGGCCAUAGCCAUAGUCCCCCGAUGCUCAGUCCUCAGGGCCUCACGGCUCACUCGUUGGCGGCCCACUAGCGUUCGCCGGGGCCUCCCCCGUUGGGCCUCUCGAUAACCUCACAAAACUCGGUGAACAACCCGGCUUCCUCGCCGCCGGAGACGCUCCCUCCGUUCUAUCAUCACUAUCUGCAGGCGCGCACGGGCAGCUACUCGACCAGCUCGUAGUAACCGCGUUACCGCCUUUAACGCGUUCCGAGCACCUAGUCCGUUCGACCAGACCUAUUGACGAUAAAUAGCGUCGUCGUCGUCGUGAUUGUGAUCGUGAUCGUGCGCCACCCUUGCCGAGCUCAACCUUCGUCUCCGACGACGAGGUUCAACGGGGUACAGUUGAGGCCGAGGAGUCAGAAGCCCGCUAACGGGGAGGCUCUUAUUUACGGGCGCGAGAAGAGACAAACCGCGGCAAUCGCGCCCGUCAAAGCCGCGUUUAAUCAUCGCCUCGGAUCGGCUCAAAUCAUCUCAGGGAUACACGCCAACGCCGUCGUCGUCACAGCCGCAGCAGGAUCCAACGAGAACUGUUUCUCACCCCCCUUUGCUAUCAAACGAAUCGAGCGCGUGAUAUCCCGGUGUCGGAAAAGUGUAUAAGUCGGUCCAGUUCCUUGGAAGAACGGCAGCAGUACUACGCUGUUUCGUCGUGGUCGUCGUUCUUGUUUUCGUUGCGUUUGAACGAAACGGUGAAAGGGGAAGAAAAGUGUAAGGAACGCUGUUUGUGAAUUUUCGAAGGCCGACGGACGUACUUGGCCGUACCGAGCGGAGAACAAGAAAAUAUAAAGAUAGAGCCAGAGGCGAAGAGCGGUACAUCCGCGCGGGAUUAGUUCUCGCCGGAUCAUGUAAAAUAAGUAAAUAUGGACUGUAAAUAAUGUACUAGAUAAAGCUAAUAAGUUAAGUGAGAGCGCGCAUCGUCGUCGUUGUCGUCUACAUUGCCGUCGUGUGGAACGGGUUCGAUCGAGGGACCGAACCGGAGGAACGAAGUUUGAAGGGAACGACGCGACGCGACAAAGUAAACGAAUAAAAAAAAAACAGACGAACACACAGAUUGCAAAAGAGGGAUGUGACACGCGCGUUCGCGAAAAACGGGGAAAAACGCGCGUGUCGGGAAAAAACGUGUGCCGAAUCCUAGCGACAGCAGAAUCCCCUCGCAAUGAAAAACCCCUUCUGUAUAAAGAGUAAGUAUACAUAAAUACACACAUAUAUAUAUAUACACAAAUGAAAGCUAUAUAUAUAUAAAUGAAUAUAGAUAUAUAUAAAUACAAAGUCUAUGUAUAUGAGAGAGAAUCUAUGGCGACGUCGAGAGGUUGUAGCUACAUUAUUGCGACGUUCGAACGAAUACACCGUAUCGCGAAACAAAAACGCUAUUGUAAACGACAAUAGGAUCUGUCAUCAUUAUUUGUCAUCAUUGCGAUGAGUUUAUUAUUAUUGCUAUUAAUAUUAUUCGUCCCCCCUUAUUGUCAUUUAUUAUUCCUUAUUAUUACGAUUAUUAUUAAUUAUUGCUAUUAUUAAUGUUAUCGUUUUGUGUUGCCCGGAGGCAAAUCGCAGAGCGAGAAUAUUAGUGUUUUUCGUCGCCGCCGGGCACUGUGUGCGAUUCCCUUUUCUCUCUUUUCUCUUUCACCGUGUCGUUCUUUUUUAAUGUCUCUCUACCCCCCCCUCUCUCUCUCUCUCUCUCUCUCUACGUUUCCGAAUUUCGAGGGCUCUCUUUUUCCAAAAUCGUCGGCUGUUUUUAAGUAAUGCGACUGUACGUACAAAGACUCUCGCUCUGCGAUUAGCUACGACAGACGGUCCGUCUGAAAUUUUUACGAUACGUAUUUCCCCUCGGCGUCGCGAUGGCGGACCUCGUCACUUUUUCCCUCCAUUCUCUCGAUUGGCUGUAAAUAUUAGGAUUAGGACGUCGUCGCGACAUUGUGGGAAAAAGUAGACGGUGAUCGUUCGGGAAAUUCCCGAUAAUUUUACGAAUUCCGACCGCGACUCGAUCGAUGCUCUCCUCUUUUUCAAAAAUCACGUAUCUUCCUUACCCGAGCUCUUUGCCUUGAAAGGAGCAUUCGCGUCGUACGUUCCCUCGUAAUUAACGUUGGUCUCUAAAAUUCAAUGGUAGAACCUCGUGUCAGGAUGUUCGAGGGUUGGACCACCCUCACGAUACUUCCCAGGGAUACAUGUUUCGAAUUCAGAGACGACACGAGUUGGUUUCCCCAAUUUGCUUGUAGGCAACAGUUAAAAAAUCAUAAAGCUACCUCGUUAAGCUUAUAGCCGAUGUUUAGGGGUGGCGAAUCUCGAAUACAGGGUGGCCGAUUGUAGACGAAUCGCUACAGUUCUGAUAGUUCCCUUCUAAUGAUACGUUACGCACGACUGUACUUUGUUUCUCGUUAAGGCGUUCCUUCCAAAAAUCUGAAAUCCCUUGGACUGAUUUUUCAGCCGCGCGAGAUAUACGGCAUCAUUAGGGCUCGCGAUGUCGACGUUUCGUGGUCGGGAUUACGCGUGUUAACGGUUGACACGGUUUCUGUGAUUAUUUGCUCAACUGGCUCGAGUGCCGGCGCUUUAUCCAGCGAGUCUCCGGUCUCGCAUCGACGUCGCAGCUCCACGAGGCCGCGAUUUCGAUAUGAACGCGACGAAUCGCGUUUCCGAAGAAACGAAAGAGACUAGAAGAAGCACGGGCCAAUUUUGCGCUGCCAUUUCACUGUUCGAGGAAAACGCUGUUAGCCGCGUGGAAAGAGAGAAAGAGAAACGCGUUGUUACUGUUAACGAAUCGUCGCCACUCGACGCGUGUUAAUCCCAGCGAAACUUUUUUGGUAACGAGUUUCUGAUAAAUAUUCGUCGACGACCGGGUUCUUUAGUUUUUGUUAUUUUAAUGAAACCGGGAAAGAGGGAACGGAAGGGUGUCGAUUGGAUAACGCGUGGAAAGAGAAAGGGAGAGCGAGGACGAUUUGUUGAGCCAACGAAAUCGUGUAUAGGUUGUUUUGUUAAUUUUAUUGUCCGUUCGGAGUCGCGUAUCCUCUCGCCCACGAUCUCGCGGGAAGAUCUUGGCUUCGGACUAGCAUCGUCUAAGUCCGAUUUUAUUAUUGGUGCAACGAAUUAAACUGCGACAGGAUACGCGAGGCGUUACGUUCAAUUUUGUAAAUAGAGAGACAGAGGGGGAGAAAAAGAGAGAGAGAGAGAGUUUCGUUUUGUAAAUAGAUGCGAGAGAGAAUCGAUUGAACGUGGGAGAGGGAGGAGGAGAGAAAGGAUCGAUACCUUGGUAGAAAAUGCGUCGGAAUCGAGGAGCACGAUUAGCCCGUAUGGUCCGAUUUGUGUUUGAUCAGUGAAAAAUCCGAGCGUUGCAAAAGUUCUUAUCGUCAAAUUUCCAAUUCCGCGAGCGUCAUCGGGCUCCUCGAUUCCCCGGCUGAGUUUUCAGCGACGCAGGUGAAAAAUCUGAUGAUGCGCGGUACGAAAAAAACUGCGAGUGGGAGCGGCGUUGAGUGUACAUGUGUAAAGGAGACUGAAAGGGUGACAGGGUGAGUGAGAAAAACGAAGAGGCAUGUAAAGAUACUUAUAGACGUUUCGUACGUAUGUGCACGCAGAAUCGAAACGAAAAAGAAAGCCGAGCUCGCGCAAAAAUCUGUAAACAACUUCUGAUUCUCCCUGUAUAUUAUUAUAAUUAAAUAUUAAUUAUUAUUAACGUAAAAUGAGUAAAAAAAUACGAUUUGGCGAAUGGUGGUGACGUUUUGUUAGAAAGGCAGAAACUAAAUUACUACUGAAUUUUAAUUAAUAAACGACAUAUGAAAGUAAUACAACGUA
Molecule: messenger RNA, 6264 nt
Organism: Ceratina calcarata
Lineage: Eukaryota; Metazoa; Arthropoda; Insecta; Hymenoptera; Apidae
Gene: vvl
Product: ventral veins lacking
Exons: 1
Coding region: 1147-2520 (457 amino acids)
Biological process (GO): regulation of transcription by RNA polymerase II; brain development
Cellular component (GO): nucleus
Molecular function (GO): DNA-binding transcription factor activity, RNA polymerase II-specific; RNA polymerase II cis-regulatory region sequence-specific DNA binding
Source: RefSeq, a predicted model, not a curated record